Messenger RNA from Episyrphus balteatus (marmalade hoverfly), 861 nucleotides. RefSeq lists its product as uncharacterized. Gene Ontology annotation, biological process: DNA integration. The record is from RefSeq and is a predicted model, not a curated record. NCBI's taxonomy places the organism in Eukaryota, Metazoa, Arthropoda, Insecta, Diptera, Syrphidae. The transcript has a single exon. The coding region runs from base 1 to 861 and encodes 286 amino acids. Gene Ontology annotation, molecular function: nucleic acid binding.
AUGGUUUGUGUUUUGCACAAAAAGGAUCUUCAAACCCAGUUGAUGGGAACACUCCCACCAGAAAGGGUAAACUAUUCGUUUCCGUUCACCCACGUAGGUUUGGAUUUCGCUGGCCCCUUUGAACUAAAGGUUCAGAAGGGUCGGUUCUAUCAAGCUAUAAAAGGUUAUGCUUGUCUCUUUAUUUGCCUCUGUACAAAAGCUGUACAUUUAGAAGCAGUUGGAAGUCUCUCCACUGACUCGUUUUUGGCAGCUCUCGAUAGAUUUGUAGGACGAAGGGGUGUGCCCCAACAACUAUUUUCCGAUAAUGGUACUAAUUUCGUCGCUGCUAAUAAAGUCCUCACUAAUGAGCUUCGAAAGGCUUUGGCAGACUCAACCUCGGAAGCUGAAAAAACGUACUUGCCUAGGAAUUUGAAAUGGAACUUUAUCCCACCAGGUUCUCCUCAUAUGGGUGGCCUUUGGGAGGCCGGAACAAAGUCCUUUAAAACUCAUUUUAAGAAAGUUGUUGGAAACUCCAAGCUAACUUUUGAAGAGUUCUCUACAUUGCUCGUCAAAAUUGAGUCUUGUAUGAAUUCCCGCCCUAUUUCUCCAAUAAGUGAAAAUCCUUUCGAAUCUUUACCCUUAACACCAGGUCAUUUCUUAAAAGGUUCACCUUUGCUUUCCUUACCUGAAAGACAAAUUGGUGAAAGUACCACCCUAAAGAGUUGGCAAAGAGUUCAACAAAUUUUACACUCCUUUUCUAAGCGAUGGAAGGAAGAAUAUUUAACUGAUCUUCAGCGAAGAACAAAGUGGAAAUUUCCUAAACGUAAUGUUGAAAUUGGAGACAUUGGGGUUGUUCGCAAUGAAAAUUUGCCACCCACUUAA